This is a messenger RNA of Owenia fusiformis, 1689 nucleotides long. NCBI's taxonomy places the organism in Eukaryota, Metazoa, Annelida, Polychaeta, Sabellida, Oweniidae. The record is from the annotation of a GenBank genome assembly.
CACACCCACUUUCACUUUCACUUUCGUUUGACUUUGGACCCUUUAGUUUGACACAGUGCUAUUGGAUCGAGGGCUUACUGUUUGUGGUUUUAUCUUCACAUUGUACAUGCUGCUAAAAUGUGGGUAUUAUGAGUGCACCUUUCCAAUAUUGUAAUUAAUAUUUUAACGGGGAUUUUGGAUUGAAUGGAUAUCAUUUUCAACAAUGGCAAAUGUACAUGCUGAUGAAAACCACAAGUUUUCAAAAUACAUCUACAAAAAUCAAGGAUAUCUUUUUAUUGAGGAUAUACAACUAAAGACACUGCAAACUGAACUUGAAGCCAAAAUACAAGCCUUACCUAGUCCAGUGUUUGUUUACAGUAAGGCUCAGCUAUGUGACAAUGUGAACGAAUACAAGAAUGCAGCUGAUGAACUUGAAUCAAAAUCAAUGCUGGGAUAUGCAAUCAAAGCUAAUCCAAACUAUAAGAUAUUAACACUCCUGAAGGAGAUGGGUUGCACUGGGAUAUGUGUCAGUGGAAAUGAAUUGAAAUUAGCAAUAAAAGUUGGGUUUGAACCCACAAAGUUGGUACUCAAUGGAAAUGGAAAAAAUCUUUGGGAGAUAGAACUGGCAGUAAAAGUGGGUGCACUGAUAAAUAUUGACAGCGAGGAUGACUAUACGAGGAUAUCACAAAUCUCUGGUGUUCUCAAGUUGAAGUCCAGAGUCCUCCUCAGAGUCAACCCUGACAUUGAUCCACAAGUCCACCCUUACAUUGCAACAGGAACAAAGGAGUCCAAGUUUGGUAUUGAUGAAUCAAGUGUUCAGUGCAUCAUGACUAAAAUACAGCAAGAUGUCUUCGUGGAGGUCGUAGGCUUCCAUAUACAUCUAGGCUCCACAAUAGACAAUGUCACAAUAUUCAGGGAUGUUGCAGAAUAUCUUCUAAAAAUGUGUAAGAAUUACAAGGAGCAGGGUUUCAAGAACUUACAAUACAUCAACAUUGGGGGUGGACUAGGUAUUGACUACACCAAGCAUGCUCAACAGACAAAACCAAACAACAACAUCAACGUAGAAGAGAAGCAAGAAAUGCCAUCUCCUUCUGAUUUAAUCAAGUCCAUUAAAGACAUCCUUGAUAGUUCAAAGUACACAUUGAUAUUAGAGCCUGGUCGUUCAAUGGUGGGAAACACUGGCCUACUACUCACCAAAGUGAUUGGAGUCAAGAAAUCUAAUACAUGCAGGAAAAAAUUUAUUGUGGUUGAUGGAUCAAUGACAGAAGUGAUGAGACCAUGCUUGUAUUCAGCCUACCACCACAUAGAGCUCACUGAACCACCACAUAGUGAAUCUCCGCAUUGUGAACCACCAAAUGGUGACACACUGGGAGAGCACACUGAGGAUGUUUAUUAUGUGGUUGGACCUGUAUGUGAAUCAGCUGAUUUUCUUGGAAAAGACAGGCGCUUGGCAACACCAGCUAAAGGAAGUGGGCUAGUAGUAUUUGAUGUUGGUGCCUACUGCAGUAGUAUGGGAUCUAACUAUAAUAUGAGGUGCAGACCUGCUGAAGUCCUGAUAGAUGGCGCUGCAUGGAGUAUUAUCAGGUCACCAGAGACAUUUGACGAUUUGUUACGACCAUAUUUGGAUGUUAAAUAAAUUCAUAGCAUUACCAUAAUUAGUUCUUAAAUAAAAGUCAUUUCCCAAAUUUUCCCUCUAAAUGUAGUUUCAAU